This is a messenger RNA of Paramecium octaurelia, 165 nucleotides long. The record is from the annotation of a GenBank genome assembly. NCBI's taxonomy places the organism in Eukaryota, Ciliophora, Oligohymenophorea, Peniculida, Parameciidae.
AUGAAAUCCUAAUUUAAAACUCAAAAGUCAUACGAAUAAAGAUAGGAACUAUCAUUUCGUCUAAUUGAAAAGCAUGAAGAAAUGAUACCUAUAAUUGCAGAUAUACAUAUAAAUACUGCUGAACAAAAAAAGUACCUAAAUCAGUUUUGGGUUAUAAGUAAAUGA